CAGAAGAGGCGGAAGAGAAAUCUCUCUCUGUCCAUCCCUCUGUUCCGUUCCCGGCUUCAUUCUUGUGAGUCCAUCACCGUCCCGCCUGUAUGCUGCCACUGGAUCUUAGUCUGCUGGAUUACCGCGCCGUUUCUCCGCUCAUUAUUCCUGACGCUUUUCCACGGCAGGCAAAGUUGGGCAUCCAGAAACUACAUGGUGACUGCCUGUAUAUUUUUAUGCUGUUUGAGCUUCAAAAUGAUUUCACUCUUCACUGGAAGAAGUGUAAUUUUUAUAUGACAGUGAAAAGAGCUCUGUCUCUUUUUGGGGAUUGUACACAUAUAGGAUAGGCUAGUGAUUUUGCAAUAUUUUGAACUUCGUUGUCUGGUAAUUUGGUCGUGAGGGACAAGAUGGGUGGGGUUAAAAAUGUAAGAAAUGGAGAUGUCUUUACAUGGUUUUUAAUCAAACAGACAUUCUAACCUCAAUCACCCUUCUUUAUUUUGACUGAUGAUGUGACCUUACUGGUCUUUGUUUUGGGUGUUUUUUUUAGUGUUGGUGUAUUUAUUUAACAUCACACUGGAGGGUCAACAUUGGAUGUUUGACUGCACUUGAACUUUCACCUUCUCCAGCUCCUUCCUUUUUCAGGGGGCUCUGAACCUAACCCCCAUAUCUGUAACACCGCAUAGAACCCCUCUCCCCCCUCUGGGGCUCUCCCUGGACCUUCCCAUCUCUCUCUGCUACUUGAGGACAGAGACAGCCCCACCAGGAGAGGGGUUGUUAGGUAGGAAGACACCCCCCUCCCAAAGGUGAGAGGGGGGGGAAGAUGGCAGCUCUCGCCAGCUCUCUCAUCAGACAGAAACGGGCGGUCAAGGACGACGGACAAAACCGACCUGUAGCCAACAAAAGGAAGCCCUGUCCUAAGAGCAACAAGUCUCUGUGCCAGAAACAGAUCUUAGUCCUUAUCUCUAAAGUACGGCUAUGUGGGGGUCGAAAAGGUCGAAACGAAAAGAGACCGGAGCCCCAGUUGAAAGGCAUCGUUACCAGGCUGUACAGUCAGCACGGAUACUACCUGCAGAUGCAGCCGGAUGGCACCAUGGAUGGCACAAGGGACGAAGGCAGCUUCUCACAGUUCAACUUGAUUCCUGUGGGUCUGAGGAUCGUGGCGAUCCAGGGGGCGAAGACAGGGCUCUACCUGGGCAUGAACAGCGAUGGGUACCUCUACACCUCUGAACACUUCACUCCAGAGUGUAAGUUCAAGGAGAGUGUGUUUGAGAACUACUACGUGACGUACUCCUCCAUGCUCUACCGCCAGAACCAGUCGGGCCGCUCCUGGUAUAUCGGUAUCAACCGCGACGGACAGGUUAUGAAGGGCAACCGGGUGAAGAAGACCAAGGGAGCCGCACACUUCCUGCCUAAAGUUAUUGAAGUUGCCAUGUACAAGGAGCCAUCGCUACACGAACUAGUCAAUGAACAGAAGGAAAAAGAGAAGGAAAGAGAUAAAGACAGCCCUGCUCGGAAGACAGUGAAGACGUCAGAAGAACGUCAUGAAAUAACAUUCUCCAUCAAGAACUGCAGGAAAGAGAAAAAAGCUCCCAAGGCUGACGCCUCGUAGCACAGGGGACCUAGGGGAGGGGAGGGGGAGCAGUGAC
Molecule: messenger RNA, 1625 nt
Organism: Oncorhynchus masou masou (cherry salmon)
Lineage: Eukaryota; Metazoa; Chordata; Actinopteri; Salmoniformes; Salmonidae
Product: fibroblast growth factor 11-like
Exons: 5
Coding region: 800-1588 (262 amino acids)
Biological process (GO): regulation of voltage-gated sodium channel activity
Cellular component (GO): nucleus; cytoplasm
Molecular function (GO): sodium channel regulator activity; growth factor activity
Source: RefSeq, a predicted model, not a curated record